This is a messenger RNA of Amoebophrya sp. A120, 194 nucleotides long. The record is from the annotation of a GenBank genome assembly. NCBI's taxonomy places the organism in Eukaryota, Dinophyceae, Syndiniales, Amoebophryaceae.
GACGGGUCCGGCGUGGAGAGCCUGCCGCUGUUCCGGAACUUCCAGGUGCACGGUUAUCUCAAGGGGAGGGAGAUGAUGCAGUGGAAGUGCGAGAAGAUCUGCGACUACUUACCGGAGUGUGUGUUGUACAGCUACCUGGGUCAUCGGCCGGACGAUGAUCCAGAGCAGAAUGAUGAUACAGGGGCCGACGAGAG